Molecule: messenger RNA, 1855 nt
Organism: Neodiprion virginianus
Lineage: Eukaryota; Metazoa; Arthropoda; Insecta; Hymenoptera; Diprionidae
Gene: daw
Product: inhibin beta A chain-like
Exons: 4
Coding region: 552-1760 (402 amino acids)
Biological process (GO): BMP signaling pathway; SMAD protein signal transduction
Cellular component (GO): extracellular region
Molecular function (GO): cytokine activity; growth factor activity
Source: RefSeq, a predicted model, not a curated record
GUUACAUGCGAAAGCGGACGGUUCUAAAGAGCCGUGAAAAGCGUUCGCAAGCAUCGACCGAGCCGUAAUACGUAUACAACGUAAUAAAUAAAUAAAUAAAUAUAUAAAUAAUUAGCGAACGACGACUGGCUAGAGUAAAAAAUUCAUCGAUGAUAACUAAAUUUUUCUUAAACGUUAAUAAAGAACCUCGUUUCUACUCCCGUCAAAUUAAUUCACUCGUAUUACGGGAGUAUUUCAAUCCCAGUUAAAAUAAGACGUAUGUACACGCGUAACAACUUCUGUUAAAAACGGUUCUUCGUAUACAAUCAUCGCGAACUAGCGUUGCAAGACAGUGAAUGUUUUUUUUUUUUUUUUUUUAUUUCUCUCUUCUCCCUCAACCCAAAUAGAUAAUUCCUCUCUUCUGUUUUAUAUUCAACCGCGGGGAUUUAAACUCGGCGAUAAAUAAAAAAUUUGGCAAGAAAAGAGAAAGAAGAAAGUAGACAGAGCGAGAGAACGAGAGAGAGAGAGAGAGAGCUAAAGUUGAAAGGUAAAAGGAAUACUUGGGGUGAAAAAUGCGGUUGCUUUGGCUGAUCGGUCUCCUGAUCCUAACGAGCCUUGAAGAGAGCUUUUCGGAUCCUUCGAACCCGUUUAAAAUGGUCUGGUCACACCUUUACCCUGACUCAUCGAGCGCCAACAGCAAGAUACCGGAAUGCACAGGCUGUGCCCAGAACCGGAUAUCGUCGAACGACCCGAUACUCACGGAAUUCCGUGUAGAGUACGUCAAGCAACAGAUACUGAAGAAGCUGAGACUGUCAAAACCACCCGAGGUGUCGAUGUCGCUUUCCACUCUACCGAAACCAUUGAUAAACGGAAACGUCCUUGAACUCAGACCCGGCAUGCCUUCGGGACCGGAAAAACAAGUGGAAAGUUUCUACGGAAAAACCGACCAGCUAGUUGUCUUUCCGAAAGAAGACGGAGAAAAUGCCGAGAAUUGCGAACUCCACACGAACUACUUGUCAGGCAUAUACGUGGCGGAUUGUUUUAAAUUUUAUUUACCAAACGAAAUGCAAUUCGUCGGCGUAACAUCGGCGGAACUUUGGUUUUACAAGGAAGCGGACGAGAACGACAUAGUAAAUCAGACCUUCGUUAUAUCCGAACUAGACCACUGGGACCAGAGACGCAGUUUUCAGAAGAACAGCAUCAUGGCGAUAUUCGAAACGUCGGUCGAAGAGGGUUGGGUGAAGACGGACGUCGGUUACGCGGUGAAGAAAUGGGUCGAGGAACAGAGUCUGAACCACAGUCUUCAGAUAGCCUGCAGUACCUGUUCGAUAGAUCGCGAUUCGCCCUUGGUCUCGAUCGAGCAAACGCUCAAACCAUUCCUGGUGAUUCACACCUCGCCGUUGCCGCAAAAAAAUCGACCUAAAAGGAACUCGAACUGCUCACCGGAGAUGAAGGAGUGCUGCAGAGACGAACUCUACAUCAGCUUCGAUGAAAUCGGAUGGAGCGACUGGAUUCUUCAUCCGCCUGGAUACCACGCUUACUUUUGCCGCGGUUCCUGCUCCUCCGUUGCAUCUUUGACCGUCAACGGAUCCCCGCACAGCAACGUCAUUAGAAAGUACCUCACGAAACAUGGAAACGGACUUCGUAGGGAGAACGAGAUCGCUCCGUGCUGUUCGCCAACCCAGUUGUCGCCGAUACAACUAUUCUUCGUAGAUUCGAACAACACGCUGGCGCGAAAAACGUUACCGAAUAUGGUCGUAGAGGCCUGCGGAUGUAUGUAGACGAAUCCGCACGCCAUGUAUCUAGUCCGAAUUCAGCAGGAAAAUAUUCGAACAACCCUUCAUUGACAAAACGCCGUCGGACGGUAGUCUAAAUG